GAUGCUAACCCAGGUUGCUACAGAUCUGUAUUGGCUCUCUAUAUUGCUGUUAUUUUAAGUUGUAUGCAUUCUGAUUUGGUAUGAAGAAUGAAGUUAAGGCUCAAUGGAAGACUGCUUAUCGUUUUGCUUCCUUUCAAAUGAAUUUUGAUAGCUGCAGAUCUAAGUUGCUAGUAAUUCCACACCGCUUUUCAUUGACUUUUUAGACACUAAGAAAUUAUUGAUCAAUUUUAUUCUGACGGUACUGAACUGUUUUUCAUUUGCCGACAAGUAUAGUCUUCAAAAGGAUAUCACCUGCCUUGAGAUAACGAGACGAUAACGGGGUGGUUGAACCCUAUUUUGGUCAAUAUUUGUAACAAACAAAAAAUCUUCAUAUAGGGACAAAAAUACGCUGUUAUAAUGCGAUAAGAAUAUUUUUAACUUGUCCUACAAUAUUUACAAGUAAUUGAAGUAUUUGGGAAUUGAAGUUCGAAUUUUUGCAAGUAUUUUGGAAUUGAAGUUCGAAUUUUUGCAAGUAUUUGGGAAUUGAAGUUCGAUAAUCAUUGGUUUACAAAUAAUUGAAGUAUUUGGGAAUUAAUAAUAAUAAUAAUAAUAAUAAUAAGACCAGGUAAACUUGUAAUAAUAACAAUAAGAUAAUAAGGUAAACUUGUUCAGCAAAAAUAAGUUUGCUGCUAUCAAUCAAGGAACUGUGAAACUAAUGUACCUACGAUAUAAAUGUUACAACAAUAUAGUUUAAAAAGUUUUUAGAAUAAUUAAAUCUAGAGAAAAAGUUAAAAAUCAAAGUCGAUAUCCUUGCAGCAACUCUUGAACUUCAGUAUAGAUGUUUCACUUUGUAGUUUGCUGGGGACUUUAUUAAAAGUUUUUAUAAAGUUAUUAAAAAUUGAAGUUCGAAGUAUUUACAAGUAUUUGGGAAUUGAAGUUCGAUAAUCAUUGGUUUUCUGUUUUGCUUCCCAGAAAGCUCCUCGUUACUUUUUGACAUUUUGAUCGAAUUGCUUGCUUCAGUAGUGAUUGUAGACUAUCACCGUAUGUUCAGGGGCACACGGAUAACACUCUAGGAAGAAGUUAAUCCCUUGGAAGUCCCGACGACAGAAUAGGAUGGCAGUGCACUUUUUGCAGCAUAUAUUGCUGUCGCAAGCAGAAUGCCGAAUGGUUUAAAGGACAGCCAGCCUAGUCUGCAGCACAAUACAAUUUGAGAGCGAUGAUGAGGUAUAUGUGACUGCGCUUUUUGGUUGUUGCCAUCCCGGUUCUUGCACGAAGAAGAUUUAAAGGGCGUCACUUAGAGCAACUACAAGUCUUUUUGAAGGUCAAAUCUUUUUUAACAGUGGAUCAUUUUAUUUCAGGGUUACCAAUGACACUCAAAAUUUAUGCGCAGAGCAAACUUAUACUGUUCUAGACGGAACUCGUUCAUUGGUAGAAUACUGAAAAUAAAGAAGAACGAACUGAAGCAUUUUUCAUUUUUGCUUUUUUUGCAAAAUUUACAACGUGUGCUGAAUGUUUGCAGUAACUUAAUUAGCGAAGCAGUACAUUGGCUGCAAUGCAUCGUGUGGUAUGUGAAUUUAUUCCGGCUUUGCUUUUAAAAAUGUUAUUCUGGCCUUCCUCUGUCUCUGAAGAAGGAGGGACGCGAUACAACUAUUUUUCAAAAUGUUGAAAAAAUAUUAUCAAGAUAAAAUAGUUCCUUAUUUUAUCUUUAUAUUAUGCAUUUACUAAGGGAUCUUCUUUCGUGAAAAGCAAAAUAACUCUCCAUAAUACGAUUUUUAUCAGGCUUUUUUUGAUUUUGAAAGCAUAUCUUAUACAGUGAAAAAAUUGUACCUAGAUUAUUAUCGGUAAUAUCAUUACCGAGUGGAUAGUUUUUUUAGGACAUGAAAUGAUUGUUCUUAGGAAACUUAUAACGUUUAAAAGCUCAUAUUUAUUUAUCAUCCAGCCCUUCAUUGAAAAUCACAAACUUUAGAAAAUGUUGGAAUGAACUGGAGCAACUGAAGAAAGACGUACUCCAAAUGAAUUUCGGUGCAACCUAAAAACACCUACUUUGCCGCCAUCUCAUUGCUUUUGAUAUAAUAAAGUGUCUUAAAACCGAACAUUUUCAGCUUUUUUUCAUGGACAAUUUAGUUCAUUUGAGUCCCAGUGGGUUGAUUUUGCAGAUUUAAUGAAGAUACGAUAGAGCUGCAGCUGCCAAAAAGCUUGUUAUUGAACCAAAUAUGAUAUCUCGCUGUUUUUAUUUCCUGCUGCUACAAUAUGGUAAUAAAUCGAAAUAUUUUUUGUUUUUAUUCGUGGUUUUAUCCCGUAAUAACAAAAAUUUCUGCCUUUGAAGUUUCCGAACCCCUUGCAAAAUCGGUCCUAGGCGACUUUUAGGACAGACCUGCAGGGAUCACCACAGGUGAAGAUUUUCAAAUGCUAAUAUUUUCUUUAAAGGGUAGCUAGCAAUGAUAGCUGGCAAACGAAACCAAAAAUUUUAGAAAAUCUAUUUAAUUUAGGAAGGUAACAUGUAUUUUGUCAGCUUACCGUAUGCAUUUAGAAGGUUUUAAGCCAUAAUUUUUGUUUGUACACGGGUUUAGAGAUUUUUAAAAUAUUUUUUUACCGUGGCGUUGAUAAGGGCACUCUGGUUUAGAGAAUAUUCAUAUUUCUAGGAAAAUUAUUUUUGGGCUUAUUUACAAAAAUGUCGCGCUUAUACAAAAAUCUUGUGUUAAUUUUUUGUCGUAACAUUAAGAAACAGUGGUAAAAGAGGUCAUCUUCAAUCCUGAUUCAGCCAUGCCCCCUUCCUACAAUAUCCUGAUGUCCGUAAAUAAAAGUCUGAUUUGCUGAUGAAUGUUAGAGGGAAGGUCUUGUCAUAGGUAAAACUUAAAAUGGAUAUUUAUCAUAAAAUUCUUCACUCCUUACAUUGAAAUUUUUACCAGAAGUCAUAUGCAGGGGGUUGCCGAAGUAGGGGAGUGUUCAUUUAACAAGUUGUCAUAAUGAUAUAAGACUAAGAGUACUUGCUUACAUCUACCCUUCAACUUAUAAAAUACAAAAUAAACCCAUUUUUGAAAUUAUAUUUGGUUUUUUGCAAAUAAACACGAAAACAGUCUACCUGAAAAGGUCAACAUUGCCUAGACCAGAGUGGACCGUGCGAGCGCCGCAGCAAUAAAUAUUUUAAAAAUCUUGAAACCCUAUGUAACAACACAAUUUAUGGCUUAAAACUUUUGAAAUUAAUACGGCAAGCAAGCAAAGUAUAACUAAUCUUUCAAAAUUAUGCUAUUUUCGAUAAUCUUGGUUUUUCUUCGUCAAACUUGCAAUGUCCCAUACUGAGCUGUUAUGCGGAAUCGUCUUUUUGCCCUUUUACCGCUUGAGUGAUUUUGCCUCACCAGCUCAAUGGGCAAUUAUGCCCAGUUAGACAUCUAGCGCCUUUGGCGCUUCUAUAUCAUUGGUAGCUAGUAAUUUAUCCAAUACUGAAGAUGGAUGUUGUUUCGCAGUCGAUUCACAACCUGAAUUUAUUAAACGACUGGUUCCUUGAUAACAAGAAAGACUGGUUUGUGUGAACCCUUCAGCGCGUUUAGACAAUGUGUUUAACUGGGCUGGUAUGCUCCUGAAGCAAAAUCACUGCGAAAGCAACAAGAUCUUUGAAUUAUUAGUAAUCAUUUAACUGAUGUUUGUGACGGUUACCAUUCAGGCGUAUGGAAAUCCAUAGGUAUUAGGCAGCAAAGAUAUAAAUUGCUUUUUGUACUGUAAUUAUGGGAGAGCAUAGGCCCCUCAUAGAAGAAGAUAAAGAUUAUAUAAUUGAUGAUAAUAUUGGCGAUGAGGAUGCAAUCGAAGGCGUAAACGAAAACGGCAGGAAUCUUUCAGAUUACGAAACGUUUUUCAAUGUGAGCAACGGGAUAAUGGGAACUGGAUUGCUAGCGAUGGGAUUCGUAUUUCGAUGUGCCGGAAUUUGGGCGCUCAUUAUUGUCCCCGUGAUUGCAGUAGCAGGAAACUAUACUGGAAAGCUCCUUAUCACAUUGCUGUACACACGGGACAAGCACGGCAAAAUGAUUCGAACGCGAGCUGGAUAUGUAGACAUUGGGGAAAGUUUUUGUCCCUAUUUUGGAAGAGUCUUUGUAAAUAUUGUGAAUUUUAUUGAAAAUUUUGCCCAUGCCAUUUUGAUAUUGCUAAUGGCAGGUGGAGUAAUGAACGAAAUUGUUCCUGUAAUAACAGACGAUGUCUGGUCAGUCCUUUGUGCUAUGCCGCUCUUGAGUAUAGUUUUUCUAGACAGCAUAAAAUCGCUUUCGAGAAUUGCGAUGGCAACUGUCUUUACUGGAGCUGCACUUGUGAUUAUAGCUGCUGCGUAUAGUUUGACAUUUUCAGCAAACUGGGGCAGAACAUUCAAAUCGGCAGUUUCGCUCAGCUUAAAAAACAGCUCGCUUGCUAUUGGAAUAACUGUAGUAACAUAUGCUUGUCAGCCGUACCUCCCUUUUAUAGAAAAAGACAUGCUGAACAGGAAGCACUUCAACAAAGUUAUGAACCUGUCAUACACGUUGGUGACUAUCUUGAAACUAUUUACAGGAUUUUUUGUUUACAUGGCCUAUGAAAACUUGACUCAUCCACUUAUGACCCUUGAUCUACCAAAUGGGCCCUUACGGACAAUUUCCUCCCUUUUCUUGCUUGUUGUCGCAUUGACCUUCUUCUUUUUCCCAAUGUUUACUGUCUUCAACAUCGUUGACGAAAACUGGCCGAAAGACAAAUGGGAUAGGACAACGCUGAGGUACUUCGUUCGAACAGUUAUCCUGGUGUUGGCUUUGAUAAUUGCUGUCGUGACACCCCAUUUUGGGCUCGGUAUUGCUUUGGUUGGAAAUUUCACCGCAAAUAUAUUAGUUUUUAUUGUACCUUGUGCUUGCCACUUGAAGUUUAACUAUCCAAACUUGUCUUUUAAAGAAAUGUUAGCAGAUGUUAUAAUUCUUGUGGCAGCAACGAUAUUCGGUUGCAUUGGUAUAGUGUUCUCUGUAUUAGAAUUGAUUGUAUCGUCCAACGAUGAAGAUCUUAACCCAACAGAGCCUUUAGAACAUUUAUGAUGAGCAACAGUGAAGUCUCUACCUCACUUAGACUAGAUUAGAAGUUCUUAUUUACUUAGCUCAAACGUUAUAAAGGUCGCUAUAAACUUAACCCUACCCUAUUUUUAACAACAGUACUCUCCGUCGAAUGUUUUCAAAGGAUCUUUCGACUUGGAUGGCUAUUCUCAAAAGAAUUUCAAGUAUAAAACGCUUGGUCGUGGAAAGAACGAUUUACCAUCUUGUGACCAAGACCCCGUUUACACUGUGCCGGAUAAAUUUUAUCCACAUCAAAAUUAGUUCAGAUAGGCGUCGCGUUUACACUAUCCGCACCGCACCCACGCUAUCCGCACGAAUUUGAGAGCGGCAAUCCGAACAAAAUUAGUUCACCUAGGAAAGUGGAUUAAACUAGUUCGGAUAGUUGUGGUAAAGUGUAGACGCUUUUAUCCAGAUAAAUUAUAUCCACAUCGUAUCUUGCUCGAAAGCGAUUGGUUAUUUCAUCCAGUUUAGUUUUCACUGUCUCCCAAUCAAGACCUUUCGUCAUCUUCGCUCUCGUUGUCGAUAAACACUCAUGUUAAAAGUGCAGUAUCUUGCCAGUCCAAGAAAAAUUGACAUCCUUUUCAGCUUUCCCUACUUUCGUUGCUAGUUCGGUGUCAUUUUGUUUCAAGAGCAAACUAUUAAAACAAACUAGGCCUAAUUUGUGUUGACAAUAUCUUUGGAUUUGGUCUAAAAGAGAAGCAGAUGAUUCUGAAGAGAGAACGAAGUCUUUUUACGUUGGCGGGAAUUUUGUUAUUAUUCUGUUGCCCAGAGAAGACUUCAUUUUGGGCGCUCUGUGCAUGAUUUAGGCCACGUGACUGCAGCUAUCCGGCACAGUGUAAAUGGGAGGGCAAAAUGGACAAAAUUUGUGCGGCACAGUGUAAACGCAAAUCAAUCCGAACAGGUUUUAUGCGGAUAAAUUUGGCCCGGCACAGUGUAAACUAGGUCUAAAUGAGCCAUGUAGAAAAGUAAUAUAAAUAUAGUGUAUAUAUGUUUAUAUACUGUUCAAUGAAUAUCUUAAGAAACAAAAAAAAUGAAUUACUACAUUGGAAUAACUGGGGACAAUGUCAUAUUAUUGUAAAACUGUCAUUAGAUUUUCGAUGUCCUAGUCCUAUUUACUUAGACUUAUUCAUUAUGUAAAUAAAGGGCCCAUAAAAUAAAGUAGUAGACUUGAAAGACGAGUUCUUUUAACGAAUCAAUAAUAAAUUGAUGGAAAUGAUAAUGAUGUUGUUUUUUUCCAAGAUGUACUUAUAUAAUGUAGAUGAGGAUAAUGUAGAUCAAAGUCUUUUUCAUUUUGUAAAGAAAAGGAGUUAUCUGAGAGAAUAUUCCAGAGCGGUGUACGUAAAUGAAUUGCAUCGACUUUACACAACAUUUUACUCAUUAUAGACAAUUUUAGCAUAGACGAUCUAUGUACAUAACAAAUAGAGAUCUUCAUUUGUUCUACAGUCUUAACUUUAGAAAGAUAGAAGGCAAUAUGAAUGUUCAAAUGUUUCCUUAACACUAUGUACAAAGUAUAUUGUUAAGGGCAUAGAUAUUACUUGGAAAUAAAUUUGUCCAAUCAGACAUCACUGCUGUCAUUAGUUGUCACGUUUCGUCACUUUUUCUCUAUAUUUCACGAUUCUUGGUAAGAACGUCUUAAGAUUGAGUCCAGCUUCAUUCCUUAAUGGAAACAUAACUCCAUUCAUUAUACUAUAGUGUGUAUGAGUUUCAUUUCUCACUCCAAGCGAUUUGGUUGCAAUGAAUCCAUUUAAACAAUCUUCUAGCCUGUGUAAGUAACAGUUAACGCAAUCUUUUUCCUCAUCUGAAAGGCAGUUUUGAUCCACAAGAAAGAAAACGAUUUUCAUUAGAGCUAUUUCGUACGCUUGACCUCCAAGAGGAUGGUUGUUCAGAAUUUUCAUUAUUGAAGAAAUUAGAGUCUUUCUAUUUUGUGGUUGGAUUCCUU
Molecule: messenger RNA, 6969 nt
Organism: Rhopilema esculentum
Lineage: Eukaryota; Metazoa; Cnidaria; Scyphozoa; Rhizostomeae; Rhizostomatidae
Product: vesicular inhibitory amino acid transporter-like
Biological process (GO): amino acid transmembrane transport
Cellular component (GO): vacuolar membrane
Molecular function (GO): L-amino acid transmembrane transporter activity
Source: RefSeq, a predicted model, not a curated record